AUGAGUGUCCCACGAUCACGGAUGUUGGACCUGAUGAAGGCCCAAUGUCAGGUCUUUGCGACAACGUACAAUCCCGAUGGCCUUCGACUCGGCAACAAGGUCCUGCGCCAGCGACUUCGCGGACCCGCGCUGGCUUCUUACUACCCGCGAAAGGUGGCGACAGUCAAGAUGAUGAAUCAAAUGUUCGGCAUGAAGGUCCCUAAGGGCACCGUGGAGAACGAGGAGACCGGCUCGUCAGACCGAAGUUUGGCGACCUGGGACGACGCCGAGGAGGACCGUACAACCUACGUCGAGGAAUUGAAGGCGAGAGGCAAGGGGAAUCCGAAGAAAAAGAAGGAAGCAGUUGUCAAAACCAAGGCCUUUGGAAAGAAGAAGAAAUGA
Molecule: messenger RNA, 381 nt
Organism: Emericellopsis cladophorae
Lineage: Eukaryota; Fungi; Ascomycota; Sordariomycetes; Hypocreales; Bionectriaceae
Product: ribosomal protein S27/S33
Exons: 4
Coding region: 1-381 (126 amino acids)
Cellular component (GO): mitochondrion
Source: RefSeq, a predicted model, not a curated record